GAGAGAGGGAGCGGGAGAGAGAGGAGGAGAGAGAAAGAGUGAGAGAGAAGGGGGAGAGGAGGAGCGACGAGAAAGAGAGGAAGAGAGAGAGUGAGUGUGUGUGUGAGAGAGAGAGAGGGAGAGAGAGAGGGAGAGAGAGGGAGAGAGAGAGUGAGAGAGAGAGAGAGAGAGAGAGAGAGAGAGAGAGAGAGAGAGAGAGAGAGAGAGAGAGAGAGAGAGAGAGAGAGAGAGAGAGAGAGAGCGCUCUGCGGAUUUCAGAGCGAGGAAAUGCUGCCUCCUAUCUGAGACAACAGCAACCCCAGUCACAGACACAACAUCUAUCGGAUGGAACUGCGAACACCGGAGAGCUUCAACAAACUGGUGAACGAUGGGCUCCGAAGAGGCGGCAAAGCAACACUGGACAUUUAAGAACGACAGGACGGAUGACUGUAUCUGAAACCUCCCUGCGUUAAAAUGGGAAUCGACAGGAGACACCGGGCGUCCUUAGCUCUUACUCUCAACUUUAUCGCCCUGGUCUUCUGUGUCACCGCCUUCAGUACCAGCUACUGGUGUGAAGGGACGAGGAAAGUAGUGAAACCUUUCUGUAAAACUAACUUAAAGGAAAAGCAGAAUAACUGUAUCGAAUAUAACAGUCGGGGCAAUAACGACAGCAGCGUGGUCCAAUAUAGUUGGGAAACCGGCGAUGAUAAGUAUGUGAUCUGUUAUUUCCACGCCGGCAUCUGGUUCUCCUGCGAAGAAAAUAUCAGUGGUCAAGGGGAAAAAUGCAGAAGUUUCAUUCAUCUGACUCCUCCUACUGAACGAGGUGUUCUCUGGUUGUCCAUUGUGGCUGAAAUCCUUUAUAUUCUCUUGCUGAUCGUUGGCCUCAGUCUCAUGUGUAUAGAGAUCUGCCACUACACAAAUGUGAUCGAUGGGUUAAAACUGAAUGCCUUUGCUGCUAUCUUUACAGUUCUAUCAGGUCUCCUGGGAAUGGUAGCCCACAUGAUGUAUACGACUGUGUUUCAGAUGACUGUCAACCUUGGUCCAGAAGACUGGAGGCCACAGACCUGGGAUUAUGGGUGGUCAUACUGUCUGGCUUGGGGAUCGUUUACCUGCUGCAUGGCUGCAUCAGUGACAACAAUAAACACUUACACAAAAACCAUCCUCGAGUUCAAGCACAAAAGGAAGAACUUGGAGAGAAGCUUAAAAUCAAAGCCCAAACUGAUCGAGCAUGAAGUGCCAGCAGAACGAGUUUGGGACAGAUAUAUUAGCUCAGUACCCAGCUCCACAGAGGAGUUCCUUGACCUCUCCAGUAACGGCCGAAAAAUGUCUAGCGGCUCUGUCUUUGCAGAUUUGAAUGACAUCCUGGAGGCACAGGGUGAAGAAUACUGUUGAGAUUCCUGGGACAUCAUGGCAGAUUGGUCAGAGAAAUUACUUGCACAUUCUGGAAGGUUUCCUCUCUACUGUUUUCUUUACCCCACAAAUCUGAUGAUGUCACAUAUCAGGCAGAAUCACUAUGGAAUCCUUGAUCAACUAUAGUAUCGUGCUUUGGUUGGUAAAAAGCUCUGUCUAAGAGGCAGAUGGUCAUAGCUGACCUGGUCAUAGAUGGUCAUUUACACACGUUGCCUGUUUACAUGCAAUAUGAAGGUGGUCCUCAUGCCUUCAGUUUCAAAACAUAUCUCAUUUUCCAUCGCCCACAAAAACUGAUAAAGAAUGAGGCCUAAUUUGCCCUGUGGGGUAAACACUUAUUGUUGUAGAGACAGCCAACAAGCACUUAAUGGAAAAGUGUAUGAAUUAAAUAGAUACAGGAGGUUAGGCAUCAAUCUUCCACAAUGGGUGCUGGAAUCUAAACAAAGGAAUCAACUUUGCUGUCAGUGAGUGUCCUUGGAUUAAAUGAAUUUGACCGUAAUCCAGAAGCGCAAAUUAGCCUAAUUUGGUAUUUGAUAUCAAGUUCUUCAGCUAUCCAUAAUCAAGAGCUAGAUGAAAUUAUCCCUUGAUACCAUCUUUAGGUGGCGAGUACACAUAAUGGAGCCAGCAAUGGAAGGGUGGCUUUUUCUAAAGUGGUUAUUGAGGUGUUGUACUGAGGCAGAAUGAAGAGGUACUGUACACAACCUAAGAACACAUAAUACUGGCCCUAACAAUCUGAAAGUGAAACAGUCCCCUGCCCCAGUAUUAAUGCUCUUCAUCUUUAUUAAAGAUGCAUCAUUAGAAGGCUCCCAAUGACGAUGUGAUCAGUUUGCAGAAUAUUGUUCCAAACACUGAAUUGCCUUCAAAACAUUUUUUCAUCCAGACACUACACUUAGUUCCUUUAGAGGUUUUCUGCUCUGGAGUUCUUCUUAGUAGACAGUACCAUAAAUGAAAAGAAACAGUACAGAUUGCCAUUAGGUUAGAAUGAAGUGGAUAGGCUGUACACAUGGCAAGACUACCACCACCACCACCACCAACAUUAUCACCAUUAUCAUCAUCAUCAUCACCACCAGCAUCAUCAUCAUCAUCAACAUCACCAUCAUCAUUAUCUCGAGAAAGAGCAAGAGAGCCAAUAGCAUCUGGGAGCCUAAUUAGAGUCUUAGCUGUGGGGUUUAUAGAGAGAGCAUUCAUACCUGUUGGAACUUUCACUGUGUUUUUGGUUCUCAAGCAUUGUAUCUUCAUGGGAUUUAGAUUUCAGUUGCUGCUCACUGUGGAUUUUGCAUGGUCUCCUACAGGAAAAUCUGUACCUUCUUUUCUAAAACAAUAAUAUCACAUAAAAUGAAGACUUGGAAGAGUAAUCCAACUCCACCAUUACUCUGAAAGAAGUAAAUUUGUGUUAAGCUUGCCCAAACUCAAUGUCUGUACCAGAAAUAUUCAAUCCCUCCCUUUAAUCCAGUAUAAAGUCAUAAUCUACAUUUUCACUUCAUGAAAAAUGGGGAAUUGUUCAUUCAUUAUUUCACAGGUGUUGAAUAGAUAGUCACUUAUUUUGUAGCAUUGUCUGAUUGUAUUUAAAAUUUCCAGCAAUGCCCACUUUUUUCUAGUUUAUUCCUUAGUCUCUUAAAUUAUUUCUCAUUCGGUCCCAUUGUCUGUCAAAAACUGGAAGUGAAAAAAUACCAGUCACGGAUUCAACGAGUUCCACAAUCUACAGUCUUAUGACCAUCCCUUUACUGUUUAUUGCAGCACAGUCAAUACAUGUUGAUACUUCUCCAGUGUGAAGGAUAUAGAUCAACGGUUUUUCUUUGUCUUAAUAAUUUGUAUUUUUCCAUUCAAAUUGUUCAAGAGGUACUGUGAUUUAAAACAGAAUGACAAUCUGACUGGGAUAAUAACAAAACACUGAAGUGCCUGUGCAGUUGAUAUAUAAGUUUCAAGAUAAUACUUGGUUUUAGAUCAUUGAAUCAUUGGGUGUUGCAGAUGGGGAAUUGCUCAUCCAUAAUCUCAUUAGAUUUGUCUACUGAAAUAUGAUGAAAAGUGAUUUUUUAAAUAUGAGAUUUCAGAACUGAGAUUCCUUAGCUAAAAUGGGAACCAAACAUAUUGAAUGUAUCUUCAGAUAAUACUGAGAAUCCCGAUACAGAAUUUAUACAUUGUGGAGAACAUGUUAAGGAUGGAAACUCGUUCGAUCCUAAACUGGAGCAUUUUAUCGAAGAAUCAGAUAUGUUAUUGUCGAAUAGAUUGCCAUAAUCUCCAUUCACAAGGUGUUUAGAUCUUUGUGUGAUUGUUUUAAUGUGUUUUACAAGAUUUUAAUACCUGAUUCAAUAUAUCUAAAGAUUGCGAAGAAGAGAAAAAAGUAUUAGAUAUCAGUGUCCUCCAACUAUAGUACCCAUUUUAUCAAUUAAAAUAUGUUUAUUUCACACUUUGACCAAUUUACCAAGGCCCUUCACAGAAUUAUUAUAAUACUGAUCUUGAUAUUGAGUCAUGAAAGAGGAACAGAAGCUUAUAGAUGAUUAAGAAUGAAGGGUGAAGAGUUAACUGGAGCCGGCGGAUGUCAGAAAGUGCAGAGCAGAGUUCUGAAUCCCUUCAAACUUCUGGAAACUGGAGCUUGUGAUGUUUGUCAUCAAUACUUUAGAAUAGUAUCAUCUAAAGCUACCUUUUAACCUUUGAACAAAGAAAUAGGUUUCAGUAGCAGACAGGCUGAUUAAUGUGAGGUCUUUUAGAAGCGGUGUAGAAAUACUGUCCAAAGCUUAUUUGGGGUUUAAAAUGGCACCAAAAUUGCAAAAAGCCUGGUUUAGUUUCACACAUAGGAGGAGAGGUGGUGUUGAUGACUGAAGAAUGGAGUAUGUGAUGGGAAGCAGAUGGGAAAGGUGGAAAUUUCACCCUUUGUCAUUGGUUGUCCAAAUGCCACCUUAAAUGCAGAUGAAAGGUCAAGAGAGGAACACAUAGGAAAACUGUACACAAUAGAAAUCUAGAGUAACACACACAAAAUGCUGGAUGAACUCAGCAGGUCAGGCAGCAUCUCUGGAGGAAAAUAUACAGUUGACGCUUUGGGCCAAGACCUUCCAUCAGGACUAGAAGAGUCCGCAUUAAGAGAGAUAGUAGUGAUGUAGAUGUAGGUGACACCAGUAUACAAAAGGAAACUGAGGAUGUUUCCAGAUGACAAACUGAAAUUGUAGCUAAGAAAAGGGAAGUGGUAAGGAAUAGUUUGCAGAAAAGCUCUGCAAUUGAUUCUUUAUCUGCAAGUAGAUAUGGGAGAAUGGAACACAGUGAUUAUAUUCUACCCAGCCUGGCGAUGGUUAAGAGAAUAAACACUUGAACCUCAUGAGGCAAUUCUGUUAAAUAUCCCAAAAAAUUGUUAACCUCAGGAAGGAGAAUCCAGAGGUCCAUGAACCAGACCUCCUUAGGGAAAAAGAGAUGGAAAAGGUGAGUAACUUUAAAUUUGUUGUCAUUACCAUAUCAGCGGAUCUGCCCUGGGACCAGCAUGUAAGUGAUAUCACAAAGAAGACAUGCCUCUGCCUUUAAUUUCUUAGAACUUUGGGUAGAUUUGGCAACCUUGAUAAACUUUUAUAGAUACACAGUGGGGAAUAUCCUGACUGGUUGCAUCACAACCUGAUAUGAAACAAUAAUGCCCAGAACAGAAAAGUCUACAGGAAAGCAUCCGUCAUCAAAGCCCCCAUCAUCUAGACGAUGCUUUUUUCUCACUACAACCAUCAAACAGGAAGUACAGAAGCUUUACAACUGUACCAUUAGGUUCAGGGACAAUUAUUAUCCUACAACCAUCAGGCCCCCGAACCAGCAUGAAUAAGUUCACUCACCUCAUCACUGAACUGACUCCACAACCUAUAUACUCAAUUUCAAGGACUCCACAACUCAUGUUCUCAAUAUUUUUUUCUAUUUAUUAUUUACACAGUUUAUCAUCUUUUUCACAUUGGCUGUUUGUCCAGUCUUUAUUAAGAGUAGGUUUUAAUAAAUUCUAUUGCAUUUCCGUAUUUUCCUGUAAAUGCCUGAAAGAAAAUGAAUCUCAAGUUAGUAUAUGGUGGCAUAAACAUACUUUGCUAAUAAACUUGCUUUGAACUUUGACUCCCUGUCCUUGGACACCAUUGUCUCUUCACCAGUUUCCAUUUCCAUGCCAAACUUCUUGAAUAUUUUUAAACACUCUUCUACAACAGUCCUGGCUCCACCAAAUUAAUCCUCACUUUCCUGAUUUUAAUCCCUCCAAUCAGAAUUCUGCUGGACUCACAACAACUCUUCAACUUCAAUUCAACUAAUUUGCCACCAUCAACUGUGGCAAACUCUUAAUCAAUCCAUGAGCAGUGUAAUUUCUGUUAGUAGUGUACUUUGCUGCUUCUGCAAAGAGCUAAUUUUCAUGUCAUUUAUACCCUAGGUAUAGAUGACUUUAUGAAUGUUCAAUAAGCUCAAAUUUCACAAUAAACGACAUUGAAUAAAUAAGGUUGGAUAAUCUCAUAUUGGAAAGAUAGUAACAUUGUUCCAAAGUCUUGACAAGAUCCAAACUUAAUUUUCAUAUCCUCUUACUUAUUAGCUUUAACCUUGACUCUAUUCCCCAAAGCUACAAUACACUGCAUUUCCCUAAUGUUAACCAUUAACUGAGAUAAAUUGAAUUUUAAGAGAUGUUGUGAGAUUUCAGCAGAAUUCUGAUUGGAAGGCUUCAUACCAGGAUAAAUGAAACGUUAAGAGGCCUAGGGAGUGUGAACAGGCAGGACUGCUUUCCAUUAGCAGAAAGGAAUAAAGCAAAACACUUCACACUUUAUUUCCUUUUGCAUGCCGGUGUCAAAUGCUUCAUCAUUGCUACUACAGGUCUUCACCUUUCCUCUGCCUCUAAGUGGACAGAAGGUUUGUCUGCUGAAUUACUGGCUUUGUUCCCCAUUGCAUCUUUUCAGCCACCAGAUCCAUCCCUUUUCCUGAUAGUUAUACGAAACUGAACAUGACGAUUGCAAACUUGGUGCCAAGCUUAACCCAAACUGAGCUUUGAAUUUAAAGUCAUUGGUAAAAGAUUGGAGAGAUGAUGAAACUGCCUGUGCGGGAAAUAGAGGCAGAAAUCCUCAUCAUAUUUAAAAAGAAAUCUAAUUUACCAUCGGCUACAAGGUUGUGCACCAGUUGCAGAGAAGAAGUUGAUGCCUAAAUAGCUCUGUUUUGGAAGUCAUGGAUAAGAUGGGCUGAAUUGUUCACUUCCAUGCAAUUAAUUUCUUUGAGCCUACAACUCUUUCUCCUCAAUAUCCCUUCUGUGGCUGAAGAGCAGGCUAGUAUAAGAUUGUUAUUCUUGAAUCAUAAAAGACUUCCAAAAUAAUUGACCAAAAACAGUGUAAAAUUAAUUCAAGCAUUUUUAUGGAAGUUCAUUUUACUGAGUAUGGAAUCGUUAAUAACCUGUAUAUACUAUAUUGAAGUUUGACUUAUGCAGGGUAAACUGAAGGUGGGAUGAAACAGUGUGGAUGGGUGAUUGUUCUUGUACCUACAGUGAGACGGUGCAAUCUGUGGCUGCUUAUUUAAGAUAUAAAAUGAGUUGUAGCACAGACCUUUUUGUUUUCAAAGUUCAGCUUUCAUAUAUUGCACCAUGACUUUACCACUUUCUGAGCUGCUUAUGCAUAUGAUUUUUCUAAGAUGCUAUAAAUUAUGCCAGUUGUGUCCAAUGUUUAUCAUGUAUCAUUUGACUUGAAGUUCCCAGGAAAAGUAAGAUGAAAUACCUACACCUAUAUCUAACUUAUAGUUUCAAAGAAAUGUCAGCACUGAAAUGACAAUACAUUACCGAAUGAGGAAACCAAACCUAUCAUUUAUGCUGUUGUGAAGUCUCAUAAUAUGAUCCUCCUUGGUAGAUAUUCAGAUCAGUUAACCUAACUGGACAAUGAUUAACAUGUUUACAAUUAAUAUCUGUGUUCCUGCCUAUCAGAAAGUGAUUUAAUUUUGGAUUAUCUGGUAUAGUCUGCCAGUGCUUUAGAGUCAAACUUCAACUUAUUGUGAAAGGGAAAGAUUAUGCUCAAUGGCCUAAAAAUGAUGCUGUUCAGCCAGUACACCAAGGAUGUACAGAGCAUCAUCUGCUCUUCCGUCUGGAUAGAUGUCUCCCAACACAAACUGGGUCCAUUUUUUAUUGGGUCCCAUCGUACUGAGGUAAUGUGACUUACUAUGCAACACAUCAACUCAGUCACACUCAUUCAAACUCUGUUUCACAAUAUUUUUGUAAUUUUAGUGGUGUAAACAUUUCUGAGCAAGAAUGGAACAAAGAAUUGCUUUUUUAAAUACCUGCGAACGAAUGGUUAAUACUAAGUAUGCACUGGUACAAUUGCACCAUCUGCUGCUGCUUAUGGCAAUUCUCUAUUCCUUUUUUCUGCAGAAGCUCACCACUUGUUAAACUUGGUCCAGUCAGUUUCCAUCGGAGUCAGAAGUUACUGAUAACCCUUUCCUGGUGCACUUAAGUUCUGUUGUCACUGGAUCACUGAAUAAAUCAAUUGCUGUCUGUUGCAAUAUGGAAAGGGAAGGUUUCUGUUUAAUUCAACCAUUUACAAGGGAACCUCUCCCAGCUUGUGCAGGUCCCAGCUUCUUUUCCCUCCUGGGCUUCAUUGACGAGGAUGAUUACGUUUGUCACUUUCCUUCCUUUGCUGAAGCUCUGGAAGCUGGUGGAAUACUCAUGCCUUACAUUCAAUACAUUUAUAUCUAAACCUGGCAAAAAAAUGUUCUUGCUGUGCACAAAGUUUGCUUUUGAAUUUGGAUUAGUCCUAUUGAAAAUGUCUAUUUGGUAUGUAAUCUAAUGCGUAUCUCACAGGGAAUGUUUAUGUGCCACCAAGAUUUUGCAGUUAAUUAACUUCUAGCAAUCCCGGAGAGUGUGUGUUAUGUACAAGCUGACGUAAAUACAUGAUGAUUUCAUUAGGUUUUGUAUAAUAUUUCUAAGAGAGGUGAAAACAGCUGUAAUGUUUCUCGCAAACAAGUAUUAGACCAAAAGAAUCCAGCUUGUACCUUUAACUUAAAUCAUCAGAAAUACAUAAGAUCAUUAUACUGUGUGAAAGUUUAUGUUAGGUGUGCAACAUCAGAUGACAGGAACGUUUCUUUUAGUGUGCAAUCCUUUGAUUUUGCUAUACCCUUGAAAUACAUUCAUAAUUACGUACCUGGUAUUACUUCAUAGUCCAAAUUUAUAUACGUAGUAAAAGUCGCUUUAAAAUGCAUUUAGAGUACAAUAGUUUCGUGCAGUCCCCAUGUGUUAGGCAGUUCCCAUUAUCUUAGAAUGUGAGUGUCAAUCUUGCACUAUACUAUUCUGGAAAGACUCAACAUUACUUAUUGCAGGAAUUCAAGCACACAGAGUUCUAACCUGAGUGUGAAGUUGGGAAGAUAGUCUCUUUCAUAGCAUUACUAUUCUUUUGGAGAUCCUGAGCAGAGUGAGGGAAUGUGCCUCCAACCAUAAGCACAUGCUAAAUAUUGAAUUAAAAUUCUAUUUCAGUGUCAGGAGAGAACAAAUCUGUCUCUGGUCACUGUGUGUUAGUGAGGUUAAAAGGCAAUGUUCUCGUGUUAGCCAUAGCCUAUUGAGAACACACUCUCCUUCCAAUUAGAACAUAGGUGUCAAACUCAAGGCCCGCGGGCCAUAUCCGGCCCGGUGUACAAUUAUAUCCGACCCGCGAGAUCAUUUUAGAUAGAUCUAUUAUUUUAAUUAUUAAUGGCCCGGCGAUAUUAAGCCUAUGAUUGUAAUUUAAUACCAAUCAUAAAAAUAAUGCUUGCUCAGCAGUCUUCUUCAUAAGAAACGGAAUUUGUGAAGUGAAACACUUUGUAGUUAUAGCAGAGACUGAGACACAUGAGAACAGGCUGAAAAAACGGAGGCAAUGAAAGCUGCGUUCGCACGCGCCCGACUGAUCCGGCCCGUAUGAAGCUGCAUUUUGCCUAAUCCGGCCCGUGACCUAAAAUGAGUUUGACACCCCUGAAUUAGAAGAUUCUGAGCUUAUGCCACAUUCCAAAUAAUUCAACACAAAAGUCUAAAAUGACAAUUGAGGAGAUUUGUGCACUAUGGGAGGAACCAGAUUUCUUAUGACUUUUUUAAAAAUUUAAGGCCUGCCUAGCCCUUACUAGUAUGUACAAAUAAUCCCUUACCAUUACGCUAAGAAGAGCAGGAAGUUCCCUAGGUGAUCGGAUCAUUAUUUAUCUCUUAACUGAUAUCUCUAAAACUUUGCUGGGAAUUUUCACAAUGACAUCUGUGCACUUUCACCCUCUCUGAAUGCUACAUUGGAGUACAAUAGAACAGAACACAUUUUGGGCUUCCUGUGAUUGUGUUUGGCGCUGUGUAAGUGCAAUUACUUUAUUCGUUAUGUACCAUUCAGCGAAAUUGUGGUGAAAUUAUUGAAAGCAUUUCAGUGUAAUCUUAAAUAAAACUACAGAAGCUGGAAGUAUGAAAUAAAAUCAGAAAAUUUUGGAAAAUAUCAGCAAGACUGGAAAGAGAGCAGAAUUAACAUUUCAGGAUGAAACACCUAAGAUACAAAAUAAGUUAAUUAUAACAUACAAAAAGGUUGAGUUGGGUUGGAUAGGAAAAAAUGGGAAUUUCACUGAUAAGGUGAGGCUAGAGUUGCAGAUGUGACAAAGCUAUUAAUGAAUUAAUCUGUUUGAAGCCACAACUUCAUCAGUAGAUUGCUCCCUACAGUAAACAUAGUCUCACCCUAUCAGAGAUAUUCCCUUUUACCCUAUCCAUCUCCAACCCCAUUCACUCUGCAUCUUGGUUCACCUCUUUACCAGUUCUAACAAACUGAAAUAUUAACUUUGCCUCUCUUUCCACAGACGCUGCCUGACCUGCUGUGGGUUCUCUGCUUUUGUUUCCAUGAUAAAUGUCUCUCAUAACAAUGUCAUUAACACAGAGAGGGCAUAGGAAGUAUUCUCUCCCACCAUCCAAAAAACAUUUCCCUCCUUAGGUCAGCUUUGGUAAAUGUCACCCAACUAAUGAUCAAAUCCUCUUCCCCCUUUCAAUCAGGAGAGAGCAACACAGGCAAGUGCUUUAUAUAAAUCAUAUGAACUAUGGUCAGUCUUGUGUUAAAAUUCCACUCUGUAAUUUAAAACAGAAUAAUUAUUUGAUCACAAAAUUUUCACUGCCAUUUUUUCUGGAAUUUAAAUAGCAAUGUGUAUACUUAUGGGCUUAAAUUAUUGUAUGUAAUUUCUAAAUAUUAUUGUUUAUAAUAUAUAAAUGAUUACUUUUCAGUAGUACAUGUCACUGUAACUACAUAUUGAUCAAACAUUCAUGUGAAAAAGUUUCAAUGUUUUUAUGUACAACUGUAUAUUUUUCAGCAGUGAUCAGUAAAUAAAGCAUUUUCUAACGUAA
Hypanus sabinus (Atlantic stingray) is the source of this 10669-nucleotide messenger RNA. It is a transcript of the gene gsg1l2b, whose product is annotated as gsg1-like 2b. Bases 454 to 1371 code for a protein of 305 amino acids. NCBI's taxonomy places the organism in Eukaryota, Metazoa, Chordata, Chondrichthyes, Myliobatiformes, Dasyatidae. The transcript is spliced from 5 exons. Gene Ontology annotation, cellular component: plasma membrane. The record is from RefSeq and is a predicted model, not a curated record.